Molecule: messenger RNA, 824 nt
Organism: Leptosomus discolor (cuckoo roller)
Lineage: Eukaryota; Metazoa; Chordata; Aves; Leptosomiformes; Leptosomidae
Source: RefSeq, a predicted model, not a curated record
GGGAGACCUGCGAAAGCCAGUGGAAGGCCUGUAUCCGGCACUACCCUGCUCCCUGGGCAGAACUGGCUGUUGAGAAUCUCAUACUGACUGUGCCGUCUGACAGCAUCCGCCACAUGGAGAACCCACAGCCGCUGCUGACCCUGUGGAAUGAGAUCAUGGUGGCAAUAAGCAAAUUGGCAGCCAUACCAACAAAAUUCCCAAGGCCUGAGAGGAUUGUAACAGAUGUCCAGAUCUCAUCUGGCUGGAUGCAUGCUGGCUACCCCAUCAUGGGCCACCUAGAGUCGGUGAAGGAGAUGUUAGACCUGAAGCACAUGCAAACUACUGGUCUUUGGGGCCCUGUCCAUGAGCUGGGACACAAUCAGCAGCAGCAAGCAUGGGAGUUUCCUCCUCAUACCACAGAGGCCACCUGCAACCUCUGGUCUGUCUAUGUCCAUGAGAACGUGCUGGGGAUUCCCAGGCAUCAGGCCCAUCAGGCACUUAGGUCACAGUGUCGGCAGGAAAGGAUAAGAGAGUAUCUGAAGAAAGGCGCUCAACUAAAAGACUGGAUGAUGUGGACUGCUCUGGAGACAUACCUGCAGUUGCAGGAAGGGUUUGGUUGGGACCCCUUCACCCACCUCUUCUCUGACUACCAGAAAAUAUCCACCGUCCCAAAAGACAACGCUUCUAAGAUGAACUUGUGGGCACAGAAGUUUUCUCAGCAGGUGAAUAAGAACUUGGCUCCAUUUUUUACAGCCUGGGGAUGGCCUAUCAAGAAAGAGCUGUCUGUGGAACUGUCCUUUUUACCCAGCUGGGAACAGGACCCAAUGAGAUCCUAUAGACCGUGA